CAGGCAUGCCAUCCUUUAACCACGGAACUCCGGCGCUGGGAGAGGCUGGCCAAGGUCACAGAGAGAGGUGAGAUCAAUGAGGACAUCCAGGCCUCAAUGGCUCAAAGCCGCAAGAUGUGUCAGGCAGGCGUCAGACCCAAACCCGUUUUCGCUGGCGGCUUGGUGAACUUCCCAAAGUAUAUGCUCAUCAACAACUGCCACCUGAAACAGAUGGACCUGCAACGCUACGCCGACCGAUGUGCGGAGGAGGUCGAGCAGUCCAUGAAGGAGCCACCUGACGGCUCGAUGAUGGGCCGUUUGGGUGAAGCCAGUCCUAGCAGCACCGUGAGGGUGGAGAAGGAAGCGUCUUGGGGAGCUCCCAAGCUCAAGAACCAGGAUCAGGAUACCGAGCCGCUCUGCGCUGGGAACUGCAUGCCCUCGGGCCGCGCGUCGCGCACCUCCGCGUGGCUGCGCAUGGGAUAGGAACCCACCGCUGAUUUCUUGUGCUUUCGCUGCUUUCGGUGCUCGGAACGAGGACCAAUUUGGACGCCACCCAGCCAGAUUUCUUGUGCGACCUGAAGUGUUGUCCAGUUUUCCUGCCUGCUGUGAGCUUGCAAACUUUCAC
Cladocopium goreaui is the source of this 604-nucleotide messenger RNA. NCBI's taxonomy places the organism in Eukaryota, Dinophyceae, Suessiales, Symbiodiniaceae. The record is from the annotation of a GenBank genome assembly.